Branchiostoma floridae (Florida lancelet) is the source of this 2134-nucleotide messenger RNA. RefSeq names its product cytochrome P450 2J6-like. NCBI's taxonomy places the organism in Eukaryota, Metazoa, Chordata, Leptocardii, Amphioxiformes, Branchiostomatidae. The transcript is spliced from 5 exons. The coding region runs from base 179 to 1693 and encodes 504 amino acids. Gene Ontology annotation, molecular function: iron ion binding; heme binding; oxidoreductase activity, acting on paired donors, with incorporation or reduction of molecular oxygen, reduced flavin or flavoprotein as one donor, and incorporation of one atom of oxygen. Gene Ontology annotation, cellular component: intracellular membrane-bounded organelle; cytoplasm. The record is from RefSeq and is a predicted model, not a curated record. Gene Ontology annotation, biological process: xenobiotic metabolic process.
CAAGGUGCCACAACAUGAAAAUUAGUUUUCCCCUCUUCAAUAGUAACAUGGUUCAUUCCAAAAGGUUACCUGGGUGCAGUGACCUUAGCAGUGACCUUAGGGCUCAGCAAACACAGGUGGGGUUGCCAGCGACAGGAACAAAGGGGCUUUUUUGUGCUUGACAGAGUUGUACACCAAGAUGUCCAUGCUCCACAGCCUUGCUGCUAGGCUGAUUGCCUACUGUGAUGUGCAGAUAGGCCUCGUCCUUGUGUGUCUCCUUCUACUGACCUUCUGGUACCUCAGGCCUGGGAAGAACCUCCCCCCAGGGCCCUGGGGCUGGCCAGUCUUGGGACACAUCCCCACACUUGGCAAGCAUCCACACCUAGUGUUGACCUCCAUGAGGAAAAAGUAUGGAGAUGUGUUCAGCAUCAGACUGGGACCAAAGGAUGUUGUGGUACUCUGUAGCUAUGACGCCAUUCAUGAAGCAUUUGUCAAGAAAGGAGAAGACUUCUCAAGCCGACCGUCUUUGUAUGUUUUUGAUGAGAUGGGUGAAACCAGAAAUGGGCUAGUCUUCACUCCAUAUGGCUCAUUUUGGAAGCAGCAGCGAAAGUUUGCACUCAAAAGCCUGCGUGAUUUUGGAUUUGGAAAACGCAGCUUGGAAGGCAAGAUAUUGGAGGAGGCUGAACGUCUGAAGGAAGAAAUCCUACAGACAGCCAACACACCCUUCAAUGUCAGGCCCCUUCUUCAAAAUGCUGUUGGCAAUGUCAUCUGCUCAAUUGUCUUUGGAGCACGGUUUGAUUACAACGACCCAAAAUUUAACUACUUGAUGGAAAGGAUCAAUCAAAACUUUGGAGAACAGGACUUGGCUGGAGUGACCAACUUCUUCCCCUGGUUACGACACAUCCCUGCAGUCAGGAAGGCUGUAGACAAGGUACUAAAGAAUGCAGAAGAAGUAAAAGAUACUCUACACGAACUCAUGAUAGAACACAAGAACACAUUUGACCCCUCUAACAUUCGUGACUUCAUUGAUAGCUAUCUGCUGGAGAUGAAUCGACAAGAUGAAGAAGGGCCCCAGGAAGGAUUUGACGAGAAUCAGCUUAGCCAUGCGAUUUCAGACCUAUUUGUUGCUGGGUCCGAGACCACAUCCACCACUCUGAGAUGGGCACUGCUGUAUAUGGUGCUGUACCCUGAGGUACAGCAGAAGGUACAGGAGGAGAUUGACAGCGUGGUUGGACCUGACACAGCCCUAUCAAUCACACAACGCAGUCAGCUGCCCUACACAGAGGCUGUUAUUGCAGAGGUCAUGCGCAUCAGCCCAAUUGCAGCCAUGGGAGCCAUUCAUGCCACAUCCAACGAUGCCAACCUCUUUGGUUACGAGAUCCCAGAAGGCACCAUGAUUUUCCCUCUGACAUGGUCAGUUUUCUAUGACCCUGUGCACUACCCUGAGCCUGAGAUCUUCAAGCCCCAGAGGUUUCUGGGUGAACAUGGGCAGUUUGUCAAGGAUCAAACAUUCAUUCCUUUUUCCAUAGGGCGUCGCAUUUGCUUGGGAGAAAAUCUGGCCAAGAUGGAGCUGUUCCUGUUCUUCACCCACCUGCUGCAGCACUUCACUUUCAAGCUGCCAGAUGGAGCAGCUAAACCAUCUACUGUAGGGAUCCAAGGGUUUGCAACCUACAGCCCUGUGUACUAUGAGCUGUGUGCUAUUAAACGAGAAUAAUUACCCACAGGCCACAGCACUACCAUUUUGUCUAUUGAACUGCCUUUGUCAUAGUACAAAACAUUUAACAAUUAGUUUUCAUGGUAAUCACACCAAUGUAAGCAAAGGGCCUAUUUGAGAAUAUCAUAAAAGGUUAUCAUUAGUGUAAACAUCACCAUGACCACAAAGGGGAGACACAAGUUUCCUGUAUUUCCUUAAUCUUGUUGGUCUUUACCUCAUGUGAACUGAGUGUAAUGCACCAGCUUCAUAGGCAAGCACAGUCUAGUAGCUGGUUGUCAACUCAUGUAAACUCUGUAUAUCUAGUCCAAUAUUGCUUAAAAUUAUGUACAUGGGUCUAAUGUAGCUUUUACAGAGUAUGCUAAUAUAAUAAAGUAACAGCUGCACAGUGCAUUUCAAAACAAUUUUUCAUUAUACCUAGUACAAAUGUAUAUGAAAAAUGUA